AGCGAAUUAGCUCUCACAACAGGGCUAGCCUAUUAUUUCGAGAAUGGAAAUGUGCGGAUAAACGAGUCCUCACUGUUUUAAGUUUACAAGUCAAUGUUCUGGACUGAAGUUAAAAAGAGAAGAAAAUGUCGAGUUUUGAUAAUGUUACGUACAGUAAUAAAGAAAGCUUUGGUAAGAAAAAAGGGCGAAUAACUCUGAGUCACACAGAGAUUAGCAGCAGAACACCAGUUAAAGCCCAUUACUCCAAUAAUUCCAUUAUAGCUGAAGCCACCAUUAAAAAUGGAACGCUUUCCCAUACUUAUUUCUUACCAAAAGGAGCUUCCAUUAAAAGACAGAGUGUAACCUAUAAGGCAAAGAGUGGCUUCAUGCGAGUGUACUUUAACAAAUUAACUGAUUUUGAUCUAGAGGAUACUUGUGCUAGUCAGGAACCAGAAGAGGAAUCUGAUUAAUGUGAAUUCCGACUCUAGCUGGCAGACAACUAUAACUCAAUACUAGAUAUCAAAGACCUGUUGAGAAUUGGUCAGCCAUGGAUCACCCGUAAUGUGAUAAAAUUUAAGAUCGAAAUUUGAUUUAUGUAAAUUUUUUCAAUAAUUUUUUAUGUGUUUUUAUGUUUUGUUGGCAAGUUCGGCAUGUUUGAGAUUCAUUGGAUGAACCAUGGGAACGACACCUUCAAUAAAGGAAGAGUUCAGUUUGUGUUCCAUCUUUGAGGAAAAAGAAGUAUGUGAAGACAAAAUUCAGAAUGGCGGAGAAAGGAAUAAAAGGAAAAUUUGAAUGUGACAUGUCCAGUUCGGUAAAAUUCCAUUGAAGCCAGAAUUAGUCAGAACUAACCAAUGGAGCACACCCUAAUGUGAUAAUAGAAUCUAAACCUCAGAGCCAGUUACUGGUGGCCAUUUUGUUACACUUUUUUGUACUUCACUGCUGGAGAGUGAAGGAGUGACAAGAAUGAUAUUUUUGUGUUCGUUUUUGGAGUUUGAUACUCAGUGUUCAAACAGCUCAAAUUUUAUUGAGGCAUAAUAUAUCAUGAAACAUAUAAAAUAUUAUCAUACUCACUUUUCAAUUAAUUUUCAUGUUUUAAAUCUUUUAUUUAUGUAAAAUAGUGACUUUAAAUGCAAAUAUGUUUUGUGUUUCUUUUUAUGUAAAUUUUGCUCAGUAAAUUUUUUUGAAUUUAAAUUUACAGUAAAUUUGGGUUUUUUUCUGAAUUAUUAAAAGGGUACUGGGCCAAUAGCACCAAAACAAUGGGCAGAAACACAUUGACUUUUAAGUAGAAUAAAUAAAAUCAUACCAAAAUUAAACAAACAUCUAUUUCAAUAUAAACAGAGCAAAAUAGGACAGGAUUUAUAAAAUAACAAGAAACAGAAAAAAAAAAUAACAUUCAAUAUAUCAGAUCUCAAUACAAAAUACAGAUCUUAUAAAUUUUUCAGGGAGAUAUUGGUCUUUGUGAGUUGAUAAAACUUCAAACUACCUUUUGAAAAUAGAAAUCUGAAUUAAGGUUCAUCUACAAUAAAAUAUUAUUUGGUAUGUGGCAUACAACGUUGUACAGGCCCUUUUUCCAACCUAUCUAUUGCUCUGUGAUGAACUGGUCACGUAUUCUCAAGAAGAUCUUAACGCUAGGAUGUCCUAAAUCAAUGUUAGAAGAUAAGAACCUAAGACAUCCUAGCACUAAGAUCGUUUCGAGAAUACGUGGCCUGUACACUAAACCAACUAUUCUCACACUAGCAUGCAAAAUAAACAAAAUUAAAUGUAAUAAAAUAAUAUGCAACUAGAAUUGAGCCUACUUAGUUCAUUAGUAAAGACUAGUAUUAGUAAAGACUAGUAUUAGUAAAGACUAGUAUUAGUAAAGACUAGUAUUAGUAAAGACUAGUAUUAGUAAAGACUAGUAUUAGUAAAGACUAGUAUUAGUAAAGACUAGUAUUAGUAAAGCUAUGAGCGAAGACACAUUAUGUCAAUCAAGCAUUGUUAUUAAUUCAAAAUUGUGAGGAGGCUAUGCUGAAAUUUGAAUGCGAAAUGGGAACAUUAAUGGCAUCAAUUUCACUGUUCCAAUUUUCAAUCAGACUGUGGUUCCUGCAUUUCCACAAAAAAAAAGUGUUUUAUUAUGUCACUAAU
Molecule: messenger RNA, 2103 nt
Organism: Lottia gigantea (owl limpet)
Lineage: Eukaryota; Metazoa; Mollusca; Gastropoda; Lottiidae
Exons: 5
Coding region: 126-449 (107 amino acids)
Source: RefSeq, a predicted model, not a curated record